Messenger RNA from Maniola jurtina (meadow brown), 1181 nucleotides. RefSeq names its product PR domain zinc finger protein 5-like. NCBI's taxonomy places the organism in Eukaryota, Metazoa, Arthropoda, Insecta, Lepidoptera, Nymphalidae. The record is from RefSeq and is a predicted model, not a curated record. The coding region runs from base 332 to 874 and encodes 180 amino acids. The transcript has a single exon.
UAAUAGUUAAAUCAAACCAUAAACCAUCGCUUUCUGAACGUCAUGUCAAAUGCCUUUACAUUUUGAUUUUUUAACUUUUGAGUUUGACAACUUUGACAUUUUCCUAUAAUUUCAAGCUGCAAUUAACGUUUCUAAAAAUUCGUAAAUCAUACAAAAAUUUAUCAAAUUAAGCGAUUAAUUACUAAAUUACCCGCAAACACAACGAUCGAGUGCAUCCAUACAGUUAAAUUCACAAUUGGAAUACAAUUGGAAAACCAUCAGUUGCAUACGUGUAGAAUUUUGAUGUUCAACACAAUGCAUUAAUAUUUUUCUUGCUAAAAACGACUCAGUUAUGAAUAAAAAACCCACUAGAACCGGUCCAAGGAUUCGCAUCACCCGUCCAGCUAACAGAAAGAAGGAGGAAUUGCCAAAGCAGGAAGACAAAAGUUUUAUUUACACCUGCCAGUACUGUCGUGUGAAAUUCACUCAGAACAGCCAAUUCUUCCGUCACAUGACCACUAACCAUCAAACUCAACAGAAAGAGGCUACUUUCGAGUGUAAUGAGUGUCAAAUUGUGUUCUCCAAGAAGGCUACCCUGGAUUUACACUGUCAAACUCACCAUCAGAAAAGCAGUAAGUCAAAAUGUGAAUCGUGUGCUAUAACAUUUAAAUCUCGGUACUGUUUACGUCGUCACAUGAAACUGAAGCAGUUGCUAGCUGAAAACGCGUGUUUGAAAUGCCAGAAAAAGUUCACAACUAAGGAUAGACUGCUGAAACAUAUGACUAAUAAACAUACAUUCAAAAAUGUGACGUACGAUUGUGAUCAUUGCCCUCUAAAGUUCAAAGCUAAGCAGUCUCUGCUCACACAUCUGGAUCGGAUACACAAGAGGUUAUGAUUUUUUGGAUAAUUUUUAGUUUAGCUUAAGAUUUUGAUGUAAGUCUGUGGGUUUUUUUUUUGUAUAUGAAUGUUACCCUAAAAUCUCAGUUACUCUCUCUAUGCAUCACAGAAUACUUGAUAGUACCUUACAGGAAUGGAAUACUUACUCCUCGACGUUUAAAUAAAUAUAGGGACAAAUGGGGAUGCCUAUGUGAAAAAUAAAUUAUUUCUUUGUAAUCAUUUAAUAGAGCCUAGAGCCUUCCAAAAUUCGUGAAAUCCACAUUCGAUGCUAGUUAUAAGUUUGCUAACCAUUUUAAACGAUUUAA